Molecule: messenger RNA, 1608 nt
Organism: Durio zibethinus
Lineage: Eukaryota; Viridiplantae; Streptophyta; Magnoliopsida; Malvales; Malvaceae
Source: RefSeq, a predicted model, not a curated record
UCUUGACCCGCCGACUUUCAAGCUGUCGGUUAAACGUUAAGAAAUUCCAACCUCAUCCAUUUGCUGACCAAGAGCUCAGCAGAAUCACUUGUGCAUCACAGCCCCAAAAGCAAUUUCGACACUUCUUCGCUAGAAGUCCCAUCCUUUGCUCUCUCUCUCUCUCUCUCUCUCUCUUUACAAUUUCCACUCUUAUUAUUUUCUCUUUUUUUAAUUUGUUAUUAAUUCUGAUUAUAAACAAUAAAUAAUAAACAAAAGAGGAAAAAAGAAGAAAUAAAGGGCGAGAGAGGGAGGGAAAGAAAAUGGAAGAAGAGCGAGUAGGGUUAGCAUUAGCAAAGGCUACUGAACUGAGAUUGAAAAUCAGCAAUUGCAUCCAAAAAGCCGCCGCCGGGAAGCCCUCUUCUCCAAAGGAACAAAGUCCACAAAAACAAGAUGAGGAACAAACUGAUAAAUUGGGUAGCUUUAACGGAGACAAAGUCCCUAAUUUUCAUCAAAGUCUGACAGAAGCUGUUGAAGAACAAGAAGAGGAAGAAACAGAAAGGCUCUUGAAUAUUCGAGAUGCCCUUGAAUCCCUUGAAUCCCAGCUGUUUGCUUUGCAGAAAUACGCGAAACUAAUGGGGAAACUAAAAGAAAAUUGCCCAUGGGAUCCAAAUUUCAAGUUCCAAUUUAAUCUGCAACAUCAGCAACGGUAUGAAAAGGAAGUCGCCCUUGCCAAGAUUGAUUAUAGCCGGAGAAUACUCUUGCAGAAGCUUGAAGAAUAUCAAGGGAAGGACUUGGAAGUGAUUCUCGAGGCUGCUGCUUUUGUUAGUGAAACAGUGGAGAACAAUAAUGAUCUCCCCCUUCCUCCAUAUCCAAGUCACCCCCCACGAUCCUUGGUUUUGGAUAACGGCUAUUUGUCACACUUGCAGUCAACAUACAAGUCUUUGACAAAUGGGCUUACCCCUGGUGACCCAACAAACGACCCAACGAUCAUGAACGGACAUCAGGAGAAUAAGAAGCAAUACAAAUCCAGAAACUUGAGGCAAGGAUUGGGCCACUUCAUAAGUUCAGCAGUCAAGACGGUGCUUCCCCUUGUUGGUGUAAUAUACAUAUUAAGCUUGUCCAAUUUUGUGCCAAACCUUGGGAAAGGCACCCCUCUCAAGUUUUUGGCCAUGGUUCAGCAACGUGCAACUGAAGAAAAGAAUUCUACUGUCCAAUGUCCACCUGGGAAAGUCCUGGUGAUGGAGGGCGGAGAAGCUCGAUGCUUGGUAAAAGAGAGGAUUGAAGUACCAUUUGAGUCAAUUGUUGCCAAGCCAGAUAUAAAUUAUGGGUGCGGUUAAUUUGAUAUGACUCCCCAUUGUGUGUAUAACUCUACUUUUAUUUGGUGUAAUGAAGUUUUAAUUCAGCAGCCUUUGGUUUUUGUGGCUUUUGUGAAAUGGGAUAGCAAUGGGGUGUAAAAAUGCGAGAAAUUUUCAAUUGUAAUUUUGCUUUUAUGAUCAAGCCCGACAUUGGCCAACUAGCCGCAUGGCAUUUUGUUGGGUUAUUAAUGUGGUUUUUCUCCCUUGCUGUUGAUUCAUGACGAUAAUACUUCGACUUCCAAAAGUUAUUAAAUUGCACUGUACAUACUAUUAA